Molecule: messenger RNA, 2653 nt
Organism: Gavia stellata (red-throated loon)
Lineage: Eukaryota; Metazoa; Chordata; Aves; Gaviiformes; Gaviidae
Gene: UBA5
Product: ubiquitin like modifier activating enzyme 5
Exons: 12
Coding region: 1-1200 (399 amino acids)
Biological process (GO): protein ufmylation
Cellular component (GO): cytoplasm; cytosol
Molecular function (GO): UFM1 activating enzyme activity
Source: RefSeq, a predicted model, not a curated record
AUGGCGGAGGCGAGCCGGCUGGAGCAGCUGGAGCGGCGUGUGCGUGAGCUGGAGGAGGAGCUGGCCCGGGAGAAGGGCGGGCGGCGGGCGCCGCGGGCCCGCAUCGAGAGCAUGAGCCCGGAGGUGACGGACUCCAACCCCUACAGUCGCUUGAUGGCAUUAAAAAGAAUGGGAAUUGUCAAAGACUAUGAGAAAAUCCGUACCUUUACGGUUGCAGUAGUAGGUGUAGGUGGAGUUGGCAGUGUGACUGCUGAAAUGUUGACAAGGUGUGGCAUUGGUAAGCUGCUUCUGUUUGAUUAUGACAAAGUGGAAUUGGCAAACAUGAACAGACUCUUCUUCCAACCUCAUCAAGCCGGAUUAAGUAAAGUGCAAGCAGCAGAGCAUACUUUGAGGAAUAUUAAUCCUGAUGUUCAAUUUGAAGUACAUAACUACAACAUCACAACACUGGACAACUUUGAACAUUUCAUGGAUAGAAUAAGUAACGGUGCACUAGAGGAAGGGAAGCCUGUCGAUCUUGUUCUAAGCUGCGUGGACAACUUUGAAGCUCGCAUGGCAAUUAACACGGCCUGCAAUGAACUUGGGCAAAUCUGGAUGGAAUCUGGAGUGAGUGAAAACGCAGUGUCAGGACAUAUACAGCUGAUCAUACCUGGUGAAUCUGCUUGUUUUGCGUGUGCUCCUCCACUUGUAGUUGCUGCAAAUAUUGAUGAGAAAACAUUAAAACGAGAAGGAGUUUGUGCAGCUAGUCUUCCUACGACUAUGGGUGUUGUGGCAGGAAUUCUUGUACAAAAUGUUCUGAAAUACCUGCUAAAUUUUGGUACUGUGAGUUAUUAUCUUGGUUACAAUGCGAUGCAGGAUUUCUUUCCAACUAUGUCUAUGAAGCCAAAUCCACAAUGUAGUGACCAAAAUUGCAGAAAACAGCAAGAAAAUUAUAAGAAAAAAGAAGCUGCACGACCAAAACAAGAAGUAAUUGAACAGGAAGAAGCAAUAGUACACGAAGACAAUGACUGGGGCAUUGAAUUAGUAUCAGAAACUUCAGAAGAUGAGCUGAAAGCUGCAUCUGGCCCAGUACCUGAGCUUCCUGAGGGAAUUACCGUAGCAUAUACUAUCCCAAACAAGGAAGAGAAUUUGAUAACUGAGGAAACAGUAGCAGAGUCUGAAGAAAGCCUAGAAGAACUCAUGGCCAAAAUGAGAAACAUGUAGCAAAACAACUAUUCAGUACAACUUUUGGGACUUUGGAUUGACACUGGAUUUUGAGAAGACCAGACUUUUUUUUUCUUCCUUUUACCUCCACUGAAGCUUAUCUUUACAUUUCUGACAAAAUGGAACUGUUAAAGGGGCAGGAGGGAAACAGACUUACUUUGGUUAUAUUCUGUUGUCUAGUCACAUCUUUAAGAUAGGGAGUUGUGCUACUGUAAAUUUUAAUUUCUCAGCAUUGCUAGUGUCCAGAUAUUCAGUAGAAAAUAAAGGAGAUGGAUAAACUAACAAAAGCAGGCCUAGCACAUUAUAUUGCAAUAUCAUGUGAUGAGAACAGUACAUAGCAUUGGACAAGUGAAAGAUGAAAUCUGAUGGAGUGGAUUGAAUAGGUCAAGGGCAGAUGAUCAUGCCUUUCUCAUAUUGCUGCUCCUCAUUUUCCAGGCACUUGUACUUGUUGUUCACUGGUCUCUGUAAAAUGGCAUGGAUCGUGCUGUGGCUACUUUUUCUGAGUAAACAGAACAUUGCAGCCUUUUCAUCUGCCUUAAAUAUCUCUGGGAUGGAAUUUUUUUUAAACUUCCCCAUUUUUAUAAAUGUUUUACUAUUGCUUGUUCUUAAAUAGCUGCCUGUAUGUUUUGUCAUAGUGGUUUAAGUAUGCUGUAACAAGGCCAAGUCUUUUGUUAGUAGAGAAUUAUACUAGCAGACUGGGUAGUAGCAUGUCACUAUUGCAGCUGGCAGAUGCUUUUCAUGACAAAAAUCUGUAAGAAUUACCAGUAACACUAGAAAGAACAGGAGAUUUUGUCUAUCUCUUUAAAAAAAAAAAUAUUUUUGUUGGUUAUUAAAAGUUUAGCUUUAAUUCUGAUCCGUCCCCAUCAUAUGGGCUAUAUUAAGGAAUAUAUUUAAUCUGAGUUUGCAUAGGAAAUAUAUUUGAUGCUCUAAACUUUGUUUAGUGUUGCAAAUAUUUUCAGUGGAGUAGCUGAGCUAUUGUAUUUGUCUUGUAAAUAAUGUUAGUACAGUCAUAUUACCUUUUAAAAUAUCAUGUGUUAAACUGAUCUGUAAAUGUCUACAUUCUGUAGUGCCAGUACUCUGCAGAACUGGAAGUAUUAAUUUCAAGUAUUUUUACUGUGAGUGUCUGAACCAGAACUUUAUCAUUAUUUAGAUUUGGCUUAGAAGAACAUAAAUUUCAGCCCUUGCAGUAUAAUACAAAUAUUUUCAACUUGGGCUGUUCAGAAAACCUUUCCACAGCAUGAUGCAGGCAACACAGAACCAGCUAGUAAUGGCAGUAGCAGUAUCCAACCAACAUGAAAAAGAGAGUAAUACUGUGGAGGUGCUUCUGCUUCUUGGGAUAGCUGAAUGCUUAGUUAAAAAAUGUUUGAUUUCUAAGCAAUGGUUACAAACUUCAAAAUCUGUUUCUUCCACAGCUGACACUAGAUUAUAUUAUUUUUACAUGAAUAAUCUCUGA